AUGUCGACCAAACCUUCAAACCACACAGUCGACGAGAACAGCCCGCUCAUCAAUGGCGGUACCUCGUCGACUCGCCGUGACACAAGCGGCAAUGGCAAUGGCAACGGCCACAUUAGCCUCAGCAGAGACUCGAGCACAAUGACCUUUCUCUUCGACUCGAAGCACACUCCCGGUAUCGACAACCACAACAUCGCCAUCAGGAGUCUGGCUUACUCCUGGCACAUCGCCAAGGUCACCCUUCUAAGCAACUAUGUCAACUUCCUCUUGGUCAUGGUACCCCUCGGCAUCAUCGCUGGUAAGAUGGGCUGGGGCUCCACCGCUGUCUUCACCAUCAACUUCUUCGCUAUCAUCCCGCUCGCUGCUGUCCUGUCGUUUGCGACCGAAGAGAUCUCCAUGAAGCUCGGUGACACACUCGGUGGCCUUCUGAAUGCUACUUUCGGCAACGCCGUCGAAUUGAUUGUCAGCAUUGUUGCGCUCCAGCGAAACGAAAUCGAACUUGUCCAGGCCUCAAUGCUUGGCAGCAUUCUUUCUAACCUCCUCUUGGUGAUGGGAAUGUGCUUCUUGUUCGGCGGUAUCAUUCACCGAGGCGAGUCUGGCAACGGACGCGAGCAGGUCUUUUCUUCUGCUACAGCCCAGACGACUUGCUCUCUCAUGACCUUGUCUUCUGCCUCGCUCGUCAUCCCCGCUGCUCUCUAUGCUGUUCUCGAUCAGAGUGGCUCCAAGGAGAAGGCCCAGAGCAUUCUUACACUCUCUCGCGGUACCGCUAUCAUUCUUCUCGGACUUUACGUCCUCUACCUCGUUUUCCAGCUCCGAACCCACAGCAACCUCUUCGAUGCCGAGAACCAGAACGAAGGCGAUGAGGAAGUUGAGCCUGAAGAGCCCACCAUUGGCCCCGUCGCUGCCAUGGCCGUCUUGGUUGUGACUACUGUGCUUGUCACUAUCUGCGCCGAUUACCUCGUUGACAGCAUCGACGACCUCGUAACAACCUCCGGAAUCAGCAGGGCGUUUAUCGGUUUGAUCUUGAUCCCCAUUGUUGGCAACGCCGCAGAGCACGUCACCGCUGUUGUUGUUGCUGUCCGUGACAAGAUGGAUCUCGCCAUGGGUGUUGCUAUCGGUUCUUCUAUCCAGAUUGCUCUCCUGGUUACUCCUUUCCUUGUCAUUGUUGGCUGGAUCAUUGGCUCCGAGAUGACUCUUCACUUCGAAACUUUCCAAACUGUUGCCUUUGCCGUGUCCGUCCUCGUCGUUACUUAUACCGUCCAGGAUGGCAAGUCCAACUACCUUGAGGGUGCUAUGCUUAUGGGUCUUUACAUUAUCAUCGCCUUGGCUUUCUAUGCCACUCCUUCCGAUGUUAUGGACCCCGGCAAAUAA
Messenger RNA from Fusarium sp. VM40, 1368 nucleotides. NCBI's taxonomy places the organism in Eukaryota, Fungi, Ascomycota, Sordariomycetes, Hypocreales, Nectriaceae. The record is from the annotation of a GenBank genome assembly.